AACUCUAUCAGCCACUAGCGUGGCUGUGCCUGCAGGCUUAGACUCUGAGCCCGGGAGGCUUGUGAACAGUCAGACAGGCUGGGCCUGUGGGGCUCAGAGAAGGACCGACUGGUUGGCCUGGAGGGACCAUCCUCUGCAGAAAUGGGAGUCACUGUGGAUGUGCACCAAGUGUACAGAUAUCCAUUUGAGCAAGUAGUAUCCAGCUUCCUCAGAAAGUACCCUAAUUCCAUGGAUAAAAAUGUGAUUGCUGUGAGAAUUGUGGAAGAACGAACAGAUGCCUCAACAGGGAUCAUCUACAGAAAGAGGAUUGCAAUCUGUCAGAAUGUAAUUCCAGAAAUUUUAAGAAAGGUGAGCAUUUUAAAAGUGCCAAAUAUCCUGUUAGAAGAGGAAUCAUGGCUCAAUCUGCAAGAAAGAAAUAUGACUAUAAGAAGUCACUGUUUAACUUGGACCCAAUAUGCAUCCAUGAAUGAAGAUUCUGUCUUCAGGGAAAGCUUGGAAAAUCCAAAUUGGACAGAGUUCAUACAAAGAGGCAGAAUAUCAAUCACUGGGGCAGGAUUUCUCAACUACAUAUUAGAGACUUUUGCCCGUACUUUUCUAAAGCAGGGCGCCCAGAAGGGAAUUAGAAUAAUGGAAACUCUUCUAAAGGAACAGUGUGGGACCCCUUUACCUGAAUAAAGAAUGAUCAGAGGAGUUGAGUCCACGUCUGCAUUUUCCAGAGAACAAUGCACUUAUUGCUACUGCAUUUUCAUAACGUUUGGAGUGAGGAGGGCUCAAGGAUAUGACAUGGACAGCUUGAAGAAAAGGAAGACUUCUACAAGUAUUUCAAAGGAUACACAUAUUCAGGAGCUUGGGUCUUUUUCCAUUUGCUAAAAGAAAAUGUGGCUCUUGGUAAUAAGUUCAUCAAUUUGAACUUUAUUGGAAUUUUAUUUUUUUUAACUUUGAAAAUGAAAAAGAUAUGGUGUUUAGAAUAAUGUUAGCUAAUUUGGGAUGUCUGGUAUUGUUGUAAUUCUUUUAUACCAUAAAAGCAGCAGAAAUUGAUGAAGACUAGAUAGUGGUCCUCCAUGUACACAGGCCAGCUCUAUAGCCAUAGCGUCAUGUGGAUUAGCAAAUUUAAAUUUAACUCUUACAAAAGAGACUGUACUUUAGACCUGAGAUGACCAGUAUUAGUCAGACUAUUGUUGAACUGUGUUAAAAACAAUUACUUUCAUUGGGCAUGCAUUAAAAUGGUUUAAUAUCCUUUUUAUAACCCUCAAAAGAAGCUUCUUUGCCCACUUUCUUACAAUAACCAUUUUAUAUUCUGAUAUUAGAGCUAAGUUUAUGAUGUUUAGUAGAGCACUUGGUUGAAUGUAAGGAGACUUGAAUGCUCAUCCUGAAUAUAGCCAUCAGAUCACUUAGUUGAUUUUAAUCUCAUCUGUUAAGUGGAAUAAGACUUGCCUAACCAACCUGAUUGGGCUGUUGUGAAGGAAGGAAAAAUACAAGCAUUUAUUGUGUCUAUUAUGUCAGGAAAUUUUAAGAACUUAACAAAUGUUAUUUACUUUUAUCUUUACAAUCACCCUGGAAGGUAUAGUGCUAUUAUUAUCCCUAUUUUAUAGAUGAUGAAACUUGGGGAAACAGAAAUUAAAUUACUUGACUUGGAUCACAGAACUACUAAAUGGCUAAGGCAGGAUUUGAACUCCAGGCCCAAUGCUAGAUCAAAGCAGAGGAUAGAUGUGAAAGUACUUUGAAAAGAUGAAGGAAAUACAAUUAUUUCAUAAAGACUACAGUACAAUAUUGCACUGUCCUAUGAGAGGGAGACAAAAUAAGUAAAAUAUAAAUGAAAUGUAUUAGUGGCAUUCCUAACCAAAGACUUAGUAAAUAAUAACUUUGAAUUCAUUUUAGGAGAAAGAAAUUGGACCAUCAUUGACAAGUCUUGGAAGAAUCUUCUUUAUUUUUAAUAUUUAAACUUUCAUGUACUUCACAAAGUGAUAAUUUUUAAAUUUAUUGUUCUACUCAUGGCAAGUUCUCAAUUGUGAACUAUAUUCCUUAUUAUUUGUUUGCAUGAUUUUUGUUUCUUAGAAUAAUUUCCCCUUAUUUUCUGGCUUUAUUACUCAGUCUCCUGUGGUACUGGAAGGAAAAUAUGAAUGAAAAAACUUGGAGUUUACUUUGACUUUUUCAUUUAUAACAUGUAGUACCUGGACUUAUGAAAUGAUCACCUAGUUCCAAAUAUAAGAUGUGAUAAUACUGCUAUUCCAAUGAAGCUGGAUCUGACUUCUGUGACAGAGGCUGGCACUAGAGAAAAAGUGCCAGACUGAAGAGUAUGUGAAAUUGAUCACCUCGAUGGGGGAGGAGCCCUAGGAGUGGAAUCCUGAGGAGAGAUAUUUUGCUAACUGUUUAAAAAAAAAGAGAGAAAGAGGGAUAUAUACCCCAUGAGGGGAGGGGGGGCUUGUACUUUUGGUAUGGAGAGGGGAAAGAGAGGAGAACCCCCCUUCCACAAAGUGGGGUUCAAGGGAGACAGCAGAUGUAAAGGUUUGGCUCAGAGAGAGGAGAGGGGGUUUGAAGAUUUUUCUCCUUCUGCCUUCCCUCCUUAGCUAAAGCUGCUCUCCCCAAUUCGCUCUUGUCCCUCUUGUCCCCCUCCACUACUCGAGACCAAAAGGUCUCCCUUUGAUAUGUUCACUCACUCUCAGCUUGGGGAACAGAUAACUUUUUAAUGAUAAUCCAAUCAGGUACUACAAAAGGAAAUAAAGGGCAGGGAAGAAUGGGAAAAGGAAAGUGGGAAAAGGGGGUCCCUGUCUCUAUCUAAACCCUUUCCCUUCCCUCCUAGGGUUUGGGGGGAACUCAGGCCUUGGCAGCCUGAGCCCCCCGAGAGAAAGUCAGGUUGACUCACCCCUGGGCAACAGGAGCUGAGGUAAAGUCUGCUCAGGUUUCUCUUCAGAAAGUCCCUUCAAUUGGGAAGUGUUGGGGAGAAAGGUUUACAGACAUCAGCAGGAAAAGUGGAUAACCCUCAGGAGAAAGUCUUUAUCCAUCUUCUUUCUUCGACUUCUCAAGAUGGAGAGACCCUCUCUGCUCUCCCAGCCAGAGUCUUCUCUCCUCAGAAUUCCACUCCUGGGGCCCCUCCCCCAUCAAGGUAAUCAAUUUCACAUACUCUUUAGUCUGGCACUUUUCUCUAGUGCCAGCCUCUGUCACACUUCCUUCCUUUUCUGAAGAAUUUAAGGUCAUUUACAGAGUUUAUUUUAUUCCCUUUAAUCUGACCCCUUUGAUGAAGGGAGAUAUCUUUACUAUUAUGUCCAUUUUCGAGAUGGGGAAAAAACUAAAAAAGACCUUAAGCACAGAGAGGCAGAAUUUCCAUUGCAAUUGAAUUGCUUCAGGAGUUUGAAGGUCAGCCAAAACCCCACCAGUUAUAGUAGUCCUUUGCAGAAUUGUUCCUUCUAAUUUGCUGAGUUUCAUCCUUAGAUGCAUUCUUUCCUCAAAGGUCACAUUUAUAGUAAGGUAGAUCUUAGACUUAUGAUAAUUAUUUUUGCCUACUUAUUUAUUUUUAAAGUUUUUUUUUCCCACAAAAUCUGUUUUGAAAUUCCAUUUUAAAUUGAUUAUAGCCUAUACUUUAUUUUAAUUCUACAUACCUGUCAUUGUUAUGUGUUUAGAAAUUUGAAAGUCUUUAUUUGACUGUCCUGUUUUUUUUCCCCAUAUCUCAAAACUGUAAUUUGCAAAAAUUAGAAUGAUUUGAAAGGUGUCAAUUCUGAAUAGCUGUUUUGAAUAACAUUUAAUCUAGUUGAUGAGUUUAGGGCCCCAAACUACAAACUAAAAACAAAACUAUGAAAGACACCUUUGCUAAUCUGUUCAGCUAUACAAUCCAUAUUUCUGGUUGUUUUUGAGGGCUUUGUAAUUGAUUCAGUUAACUAGUCAAUACAGAUUUUAGUUCAAAAUAUGGCAAAUCCCAAGUAUGAGAAAGGCUGAUUUAAGAUUUUGCCUUAGAGGUAUCAGUUAGUGUUUUAUAUCCAUAACACUUUAUUCAUUCAAUCAUAUAUUGAUGAAAGGUGCUAUAGUUAUACAUAAACUGUAUCAUGUAUUUUAUAUCCAGUGACAUCUUAUCUGACACCUUGACAGAAUAAGAUAUUCCACAUAAAUGAAUUUUACAAAUGACCAAAACUUGCCAAGGGGUGAUCUUUGAAGUUUUCUGAUUGAAAUCUUGCCAAAAUGUAUGACAUGUUUCAUACAGUGUUCUAAACAUAGUUUUAACAUUUUGUUGUUGGUCAUCAUCAUGAACAUCAGUAGUUACACUGUUCUGUAAUAUGAUGAAACCUCCAGGUUACCAUCAUGGUAUAUCAGGGUAUUUUCUCCUACACUAAAUGGUGCCAGAUUGCAAUUUUUUAAAAAAACACUUUUGCUUGUUGUUUUUUUUUUCCUUCUGGAAUUUUACUUAAAGUCAGCUGCUACUUUUUAGGCUCCAUUUCUAAUAUGUAGGAGCUGGAAACCUCAAUAAUUAAGAAUGUUAUUAUCAUAUAUAAAAUAGGAAUCAAUAGUUUCUAUUGGCCUGAGGUGCUCUCCUUAUGAAUUUGAAUUUAUGGAUAUCAUGACUGCUUUUUUCUUUAUAUUGUCUCCUUGAUUCUUUUCUAUAAUGAGGCUGUAUAAUUUAGGACCAUAGAAUAAUAGAUUUGGAACUGGAACAGAUCUGGGAUACCGCCUAGUCCAUAUCUGAGAUGUUAAGUGACUUAUCCAUUGUCAUGUACAUGGUAAUGAUUAAAUAAGUGACUUUCAGAUAAGCAAAACAUUCUGUAAAUUAGAUAAUUAAAUCCACUGAACUAUUUUUGAUUGUUUUCUUUUAAAUUUUAAAAACACAUUCAAUCAUGUAUGGAUUAAAAUUCAACUGAGUAUUUCUCAUAGCAAGACUGUUAUUUAUGUACUUAGAAGAUGCCUGAUGAGGUGUUUUGAUUCAGUGUUACUGUGAUUUAAUGAGGAGAAAAAUCUGUUGAAUACUCUGUGUUUUAUCCUUGAAAGGAAUAGCUAAUAACAUUGCUGUCACUAUGAAAUAAAGGUGUUUCAACUACUA
This is a messenger RNA of Monodelphis domestica (gray short-tailed opossum), 5023 nucleotides long. RefSeq names its product PRELI domain containing 2 (gene PRELID2). NCBI's taxonomy places the organism in Eukaryota, Metazoa, Chordata, Mammalia, Didelphimorphia, Didelphidae. The record is from RefSeq and is a predicted model, not a curated record. Gene Ontology annotation, cellular component: mitochondrial intermembrane space.